Molecule: messenger RNA, 1652 nt
Organism: Hypomesus transpacificus
Lineage: Eukaryota; Metazoa; Chordata; Actinopteri; Osmeriformes; Osmeridae
Gene: tm4sf1
Product: transmembrane 4 L six family member 18
Exons: 4
Coding region: 203-793 (196 amino acids)
Cellular component (GO): membrane
Source: RefSeq, a predicted model, not a curated record
CGGCAGACUUCUCUUAAAAACCACUAGUCGCUGGGAGAGUUCUCAGUCCUCUUCCUGGAUUACCAGUGGGCUGCAGCCCUCUCCAACCUCCCCUUCUCACCCACUCACUCGAUCUCUCUCUCCCACACACACUCGCUCCAGUCUCCUCCUCCUCCUCAUUCGCGUCUCCCUCCUUCAUUCCGCUGCUCUUCCCGGCGUGGUGAUGUGUACUGUGGGUUUCGCUCGCUCCCUGGGCUUCGCCCUGUUGCCUCUGGCGCUGGGCUGCAUCGUGGCUAACGUGUUGCUGUUCUUCCCUGGAGGGGAGGUGUCCUACCUGCAGCAGGAACGUCUGUCCUGGUACACCUGGUACUUCAUGGGCAUCGGAGGAGGCGGCGUGCUGAUGUUCCUGCCUGCAGGAGUCUUCAUCAGCCUGGGGAAGUGCACUGGGUGCUGCUGGAACGAGAGCUUCAUGAUGUGUGGCGCGGUCAUGGCUUCCCUGGUGGGACUGGCAGGUUCUGGGUACUGUUUUGUGAUCUCCGCCAUAGCCAUGCUACAGGGACCCUUCUGUUUCACUGACCUUGGAUGGAUGUACCCCUUCUCUAACGCAGGGGGCAGCUACCUGCUGGAGCCGGACUCGUGGCUCAAGUGCCAGCAGCCUCAGCACAUUGUGGAGUGGAAUGUGACCCUGCUGUCCGUCUUGCUGGGUUUGAGCGCUCUGCAGUUCAUCAUCUGCAUCCUGCAGAUCUUCAACGGGCUGGUCACCGCGGUCUGCAGGCCCUGCUGCUACAAGCAGGAGUACAGCCUCAAUGCCUGAACACACACACACACACACACACUGAAAGAGAAACACACAGCUGCCUGCACAGCUGCAGGCAUAAACACACACACACACACACACACACACACACAUGAAAACACUAACAGGUUAACUACAUACAGGAGAGAGGUACACAAACAUAAACAUUCACAGCAUGCCCGGGACAUGUCUGCUAGCCACUGGGAAACAUUUAAACAAGUCCUAAAUAUUUAGAUCAAUGUACAGUCCCUCAGUAUCACUACCAUGACGUGCAUCCUGGACAUUUUCCUUCAACUCCUUCCAUAGAGGUCCCCUCUGUGCCUUCACCUUCUCUCCUUUCCUUCACCUUCCCUCACAUGCUGACGGAAGGUGAAGGUCAGAGACCUGUGAAGAUGGAAAAAAGAGGGGAAGAGGAGAGUGAGCUCUUGUACACUAUUGAGAUGCACCCUGACAGUGCUGUCUCCUAUCAACAGAUGAAUUACUGCCCCUGUCACUCACCAGUGAUAAAAAUAGUGAUUUUUUUUAAAACCAGCUUCGCGUCAUCCUUGUAUGAGACAGAUGUAUGUUUAAGGUUCCUUACCAAAAGCAGUAUUCAUUUAAUACAACUUCAGCUGUAGGAUCAUUAUUGCUCCUGAUAUGGUGUGUGUAUAGUGGAACUAUAUUCGGAACUGUUUGAUGUCGACAUUUGAGGCACAAAAGUAUUUUUGUAUGAGUGUUGUCUUUUAUAUGGACUAUUUUCAUUUUUCUGUAAAAUGUUUUAUAAAUUAUUUGGUCUUGCAGAUGCUAGAUGAAUUUAAAGGCUAUUUUAUUAGUGUGCGUGUAAUAUUUUUAUAAUGUUUGUGCAGCCGUAAAUGAAUAAAUAUUUUCCAUUUCAAAA